CCCCGCCGCCCCGCCCGGUGCCGGAGCGCAGCGCGGGCAGCGGCCGGGCCGGGGCGGGCAGCGGCGGCUCGGCCAUGGUGGGGCGGCUCAGCCUUCGGGAGGUGCCCGACCUCCCGGACAUGAGGAAACGGGGCGAUUCUGGCCUCGACAGCCCCGAUUCCGGCUUGCCCCCCAGCCCCGGCCCGGCCCCGCCGCCUUGGCUGCUCUCCUCGGGCAGCCCCGACCGCGCCGCCAACGGGAUCGCGGAGCCCGAGCCGCCCGCGCCCUCCGCCGCCAGUUCUGUGUUCUCCCCCAGCCCCAUUCUCUCCAGCUGCCCUCCAAGAUUGUGUCCUUUAUCCUUUGGAGAAGGAGUUGAGUUUGACCCUUUACCAGCCAAGGAAAUAAGGUACACGUCGCAGGUGCGCUACGGCUCCGAGCGGCGUUUCAUCGCGGCCGUGUUCCUGCCGCAGGGGCUGCGCGUGGCCGGCUGCAGCCAGAGCGUGCUGUGCGUGCCCGACUGCUCGUGGCGGCGCUACCGCAGCGAGGUGCGGCUGCAGCCGCGCCACCGGCCCCAGCGCUUCGCCUGCACCACCAUCGUCUACCCCAAGCACGCCCGGACCGUCUGCACCACCACGCUGGACUACAACUGCCGCAAAGCCGCGCGCCGCUUCCUGGCCAGCGUGGAGCUGGAGAGCUCCGAGAGCCCCGGGGACGGCUGCUGACACAGCCCUGCUGCGCGCCCACCCGCUCGCACACACACCCACCCACCCACCCACCCACCCAUCCAUCCAUCCAUCCCUGCUCCUGCUCCCCGGCUCGGCACCGCAGCCCCGCCGCGGCUGGUUUGCUGUGGGAGCCUGGCGUGGGUUCCCCUCUCUCCUUCCCCGCAGCAAUCAGGUGAAAAUAGCAGCUGGUGGUUUCCUGCAGGUAAGGGGGAGUGUGGAGUGGUGGCUGGCAGGUGGAGAUCCCUGUGAUGUGCAAAAAGUCCUUUUUACUUUUGCUGUCCUGCAGAGAACCCUCCAGGUGUGGUUACACACAGGGCUGUCAGCUGUUUCGGUUGGAAAUUGCUGGGAAACAGAGAAAAACCCGGAACUGUGCAUUUAACACAUACCAAAAUGUUAACACACAUCUUGUGCAAAGGUGUAAAUUGGGAGGAAGAGGAGUUCUGAGCAGAGCAGGAGACAAACUGCUUCUGCAGCUGCAGGCACAGAGACAGGACGGUGUGAUUGCAGUUCUCUGGGUGCUGAGGGAGCUGCACCUGUGUUCUGUGUGACACACAAGUGUUUCUGUGCCUGCAGCAGCGCUUGGAACAGAGAAUACCAGGCCAGGAAUUAUCCCUGUGUUGUUGGAUCUUGGUGAUGUGGAGGUGGAAAACCACAAGUGCCUUGUUCUUACCCACGCUGGCUGUGUGCACUAAAGGAGCUGUGAGCAGAGCAAGGUUCAGAUGAAGUGCUGGGCAGAGGGACCCAGGAUGGCAAAGGAGGUGCUGGCUUGGGUGUGAGACCCUGUUGUGGUGGGGCUGGGAGGAGGGAAGCAGGAGCAAGGUUUGUAGUGCACAGCAGAACCCACAGCUGGAGCUCUGCUUCCCCACUGAGCUGGUACAAAUCCCUGUCCUUGGGUUGGGGAUGUCACUGGGAUGGGGCAGCCUCUGCCUGUCUGCAGGCUGCUGGAAAACCUCUCCUGAGAGCGUGGUGAGUUUGGGGACCAAAGGGAGUCGCUUCAGAUCCUCUGAAAGUUCUGUCUGGGUGUUAUGUGUGUUUGUUUGUCGUGUGCCUUGAUGGAAACAAGACAGAGAGGUUUCCUUCCUUCCCCAGAUUUAUUCUCCUGUGUUGACAGAGCGUAGUGCGGAGAGCAUCUGCUUUGGGGAGCGUGGGUUGUGCUGCUUUUUUGUGUGGUGUAGCCUCUCAGAAACACCUGCUAGUCCUGUCUGAGCUGGGCUUUUCCACAUUUUCCAAAACUCUGAGGUGUGGGUGUGCAGCACCAGUCCUGGAGCAGCUCUUUCAGGAGGAUUGGCAGUGCACAGCCCCAGGGGUGAGUUUUGUCAGGGGCAGCCUCAGCCUGUUGCUGAGCUGUGCUUUGUGUGUUUGUGCAAGUGUGGUGGGUGGUGUGGGAGUGGGAGCUGGAAGGAGCUGGGAGAUGGAGAGUGCAGCAGGAAGGAAACCUGGAGUUUGUAUGGUUUGGGUGGGUUUUUUAUUGUUGCUGUUAGGGUUGUUUUUUUUUUUUUUUUACUUAUUUAUUAGCUCAGAAAAGAACACCCUUCUCCUUUGGUAGUUGCCUAAAACAAUCCCAGGAUGAGAGAGGACGGGGUGGCUCCGGAGCCAAGCGUCACCCUGGAACAUUUUGGUCUGGCAGGCUGCAAGGCUGGGCAGAUGUGUCUUAACCAGAUGGUGCAAUCCUGCCCAAAGUGCUGCCCCAGGAUGUCCCUGUGGUGUAACAGAAGGCCCAGCUCACCCCACAGCCCGUGGGGUUUCACACUUCCCUCUCUGGUUGCUCCAUCCCUCGCUCCCGGAGCUGCUGCUGCUGGACACAGAAUUCCAGGAGCACCUGGAGCCUGGCUUGCUCCCACAAAUGCUCUCCCAAUGGAUCCACUUGGAACAGACCUAAGAGCAGCUUGUUUUAAGUUGUAGCCAUUAGUCCUUCCUAGUUAGAAGUGAAAUAACCCACACAGUGCCCCUCACUCUCUGGUUUUAGGAUAAAGCACCUGAUUUUUAUAAAGCAAGCAAACUUAAUAUGUACCUCUUAAGAAUAUUUUAAUUGGUAGAGAUACCUUUUAAAUUAUUUAUGUUCCAACAUUUGCAAAGCUCUGAUUAGCUCUGUGCAAGUGUUCUGGUGUCUGUGAUGUUUCCCACCCCCUCCUUCUGAUUUUCAAUUUGUCUUUUACUUUAUUGGUAAUAAAUGAUCUGAAAACCA
Molecule: messenger RNA, 2889 nt
Organism: Oenanthe melanoleuca
Lineage: Eukaryota; Metazoa; Chordata; Aves; Passeriformes; Muscicapidae
Gene: RFLNB
Product: refilin B
Exons: 3
Coding region: 75-701 (208 amino acids)
Biological process (GO): skeletal system morphogenesis; negative regulation of bone mineralization involved in bone maturation; actin filament bundle organization
Cellular component (GO): actin filament bundle
Molecular function (GO): filamin binding
Source: RefSeq, a predicted model, not a curated record